AUGGGUCACAGAAGCAUGGCUCUUCUUAAUGACACACAAUUCCAUCCAUAUUGUUUUCUCCUUCUGGGAAUUCCAGGUCUAGAAUACGUGCAUUUAUGGAUUGGUUUUCCAUUUUGUGUUGUAUAUUUGACUGCCCUACUAGGAAAUGCUACAAUUAUUUUUAUGAUUCAGACUGAACCCAGUCUUCAUCAGCCCAUGUUCUACUUCCUGGCCAUUCUAUCGUCCAUUGACCUGGGCCUGUCUACAUCCACCGUUCCCAAGAUGCUUGGCAUUUUCUGGUUCAACCUGAGAGAGAUCUCCUUUGAGGGUUGUCUCAUCCAGAUGUUCUUCAUCCAUCUAUGCACUGGCAUGGAGUCAACUGUGCUUUUGGCCAUGGCCUAUGAUCGCUAUGUGGCCAUCUGUAACCCCCUUCACUACACACUGGUGCUGACAAACAAGGUGGUGUCAGUUAUAGCACUGAUCAUCCUUGUGAGACCCUUAGUCUUUGCAACCCCAUUUGUUGUGCUCAUCCUACGACUGCCCUUUUGUGGACACCGAAUUAUUCCUCACACUUACUGUGAGCACAUGGGCAUUGCUCAACUCUCCUGUGCCAGCAUCAAAAUCAACAUCAUCUAUGGCUUGUGUGCCAUCUCUAUCCUAGUGUUGGACGUCAUAGCCAUUGUCCUCUCCUAUGUCCAGAUCCUCCGUGCUGUCUUCCGCUUACCUUCCAGGGAUGCCCGACUGAAGGCACUCAGCACCUGUGGCUCCCAUGUCUGCGUUAUAUUGUCCCUUUAUACACCAGCCUUCUUCUCCUUCAUGACCCACAGGUUUGGUCAUAAUGUUCCUCGUUACAUCCAUAUUCUUCUGGCCAACUUUUAUGUUGUAAUUCCACCUGCUCUCAACCCUGUCAUUUAUGGAGUCAGAACUAAGCAGAUCAGAGAGAGGGUAAUUAAUGUUUUAAGAAAUAAAUGA
Tupaia belangeri chinensis (Chinese tree shrew) is the source of this 951-nucleotide messenger RNA. RefSeq names its product olfactory receptor 52E1. Gene Ontology annotation, biological process: G protein-coupled receptor signaling pathway. The record is from RefSeq and is a predicted model, not a curated record. Bases 1 to 951 code for a protein of 316 amino acids. Gene Ontology annotation, cellular component: plasma membrane. The transcript has a single exon. Gene Ontology annotation, molecular function: olfactory receptor activity; G protein-coupled receptor activity. NCBI's taxonomy places the organism in Eukaryota, Metazoa, Chordata, Mammalia, Scandentia, Tupaiidae.